AUGUGCAUUGUAUCUCAUGGUCGACCAGCUAUGCGCAAACAAUUUCAUCCCAAUAGGAUACUGAUUAUUCCUCCAUUGAAAGAUGAUAGAUACGGUUGUUUCCAUAUCAAGUUGAUGCUUCUAUUUCACCAAGACUCUAUGCGUGUUGUCAUUGGAUCAGCUAAUUUGGAAUCAUAUGAUUACAAUGAUCUGGAAAAUGUGGUGUUCAUUCAAGACUUCCCAAAUCGUUCUGAUGAUAAAUCUCAUAGCAGUGAUUGGAAAGACCUACCUCGAUUUGCGAAUGAUCUAUGUGAGUUAUUGGAUGAAAUGCAUGUACCGACUUCAGUGAAGGAAGAAAUGGCAAGAUAUGAUUUUACGAAAGCAUCUGCUCAUAUUGUGGCAUCCGUGUCUGGUAUUUUUGAAGGGGACAAUAAGCAUCGAAAGUAUGGACAUACUCGGCUGGCUGAUAUUAUUACUGAAAUGGGUGCGGCGGAUCCUUCAAGAAAGCCCAAAGUCGAAAUGCAGACAUCAUCUCUUGGAGCAUUAUCGAAAUCAUAUUUACAAGAACUAUAUACCUCUUUCUGUGGCAUUCAUCCUCAUUCCGAUCAAAACAAGUCCAAACGAAAAACUGAUUCAUCGUUCCCACCAAUAGAUAUUAUCUAUCCUUCCAUGGACACUGUCAACUCCUCACGAUUGGGCCCGUCAGGUGCAAGUACUAUCUGCUUGAAUAGAACAACAUGGCAAAAAUCUACUUUUCCCAAGGAAAUUAUGUGUGACAGCAUCAGUCAUCGGCCAGGCACAUUGAUGCAUUCCAAGAGAAGUCACAAUGCGACUACUUCUGCUUGGGGAAAACUUACUUUAUCUAAGCAAACAAAACAACCAAAAAUGAAUAUUAGCAAUUGGGAAUUAGGUGUCGUUUUACCUAUUACUGAUGAUAGUGAUUUUCCAUCCCCUUAUAUACGACCUGCACCAAGAUAUAAACCAGGCCAACAAGCAUGGACUCAAGAUAUGGACUAUUGA
This is a messenger RNA of Halteromyces radiatus, 999 nucleotides long. Its product is annotated as tyrosyl-DNA phosphodiesterase-domain-containing protein. Gene Ontology annotation, cellular component: nucleus. Gene Ontology annotation, molecular function: 3'-tyrosyl-DNA phosphodiesterase activity; single-stranded DNA binding; double-stranded DNA binding. The transcript is spliced from 9 exons. Gene Ontology annotation, biological process: single strand break repair; double-strand break repair. The record is from RefSeq and is a predicted model, not a curated record. Lineage: Eukaryota; Fungi; Mucoromycota; Mucoromycetes; Mucorales; Cunninghamellaceae. The coding region runs from base 1 to 999 and encodes 332 amino acids.